AUGUCAACGGAAGGAGAAGAGUCUAGCUCUGCUGGAAAGUGUCCCGUGGACCCCAAACACAGAAAUGCAAGUUCGCUGUGGAAAUUACUAGGAGUUUCAUCACCGUCGAAUGUAGAAGAGAGCAUUCCUGCGUCGUUGGAAGAAGCUGCCAAGCAUGCUCAAGAACCGCUUCCAGGACAAAGACUGCCCCUAUCCACGCAUAGGGCAUCCUCUUCAAUUCCCCGGGGGAAGGUAGAAAAAAGUCCUCAUCACCAGCGCGGCGAAGAUGGAGCGGAAACCUGGGUAUAUCCUUCGGAACAGCAAGUUUUCAACGCUAUGAAGCGAAAAGGCUGGGACCACGUCGAAGAAGAGUCAAUUCCCUCCUUCUUGCAGAUCCACAAUGCCGUUAACGAGCGAAGUUGGAGAGCACUACGAGAGUGGGAGUCAAACCCAGAUAUCGAACUCGUCCGAUUUCAAGGACGUCCAGAUGCCUUGUCUCCAAAAGCUUGGAUCUGGACCAAUGUUCUAUUCCAAGAUAGGCCAUUUGAUAGGCAUGAUUGGUAUGUUGAUAAUGGGGUCGACCAUCAGAAACGAUACAUAUUGGACUACUACAUGACAGAAAACGCUGCAACCGGACUCCCCAAAGUGGACAUUGAUGUUCGUCCAGCUCUGGAUACUCCAGGGGCAUUUGUCGAACGAGCCCAGAAAGCCGCUGCAGAAUUUUUCCCAGGCAUUGCCAAGGAGAUCCAUAGGAUGCAACAAACAAGACCAGCAUCACCAUAA
Cylindrotheca closterium is the source of this 762-nucleotide messenger RNA. Lineage: Eukaryota; Bacillariophyta; Bacillariophyceae; Bacillariales; Bacillariaceae. The record is from the annotation of a GenBank genome assembly.